UGGUCCCGCCCCAUCAGCCUGUGCCAUCUUGUAUUUAGCAAAGAACAAAAACGGUGUAAGAAACAAGUCCACCGUCAGGAUGGGGCGCAGAUAUUAAGCCGGAUUUUACGAGCAUAUAUUUACAAAGGUCAAGUGUAACGGGACAAUAUGCUUGGAAGUGGAGCAGCGCCGAGAAACAUCAGCCACACCCCGCAGAACAGCUCAUGUUAACGUUAGCUUGUCGGAGCUAAGCUAGCCAAUUAGCUAAGGCUAGUAACGUAAGAGAGGACAACUGGCCGAGCUUCUGUUUGAGCCAGCUAAGCUAGUAGUGUAAUUAGAAAACCGUAAAUUAUUUUCACUGCUGGGACAUCGGUGGAAAUGGGCCAAACGUUGUGUUAAUUAUCCGCAGGGAGAGGAGACCCGGGCUAUGAGGAUAGAGGCUCGCUAGCUUGGCUGCUAACGGUUGUUUUUCGUUCCAGAGCGGAACCACAAUAAGCCGCGGCCCUGGCCAUGCCCUCAAGUGCACGGGCGGGCAAUCUGAAAGACCCCGAGGUGGCAGACCUCUUCUGCAAAGAUGAUCCGGAGAAGCUGUUCGCUGACCUCCGCGAGAUCGGUCAUGGUAGCUUUGGAGCCGUUUACUUUGCUCGAGAUGUGCGCAACAAUGAGGUGGUGGCCAUCAAGAAAAUGUCGUACAGUGGCAAGCAGACAAACGAGAAAUGGCAGGACAUCAUUAAAGAGGUGAAGUUCCUGCAGAAACUCCGCCACCCCAACACUAUUGAGUAUCGGGGAUGUUACCUGAAAGAGCACACAGCAUGGCUGGUGAUGGAGUACUGCCUCGGCUCAGCCUCGGACCUCCUCGAAGUUCACAAAAAGCCACUUCAGGAAAUAGAAAUAGCUGCUAUUACCCAUGGUGCACUGCAGGGAUUAGCAUAUCUUCACUCUCACAACAUGAUUCACAGGGACGUGAAAGCGGGAAACAUCCUGCUGACGGAGCCCGGUCAGGUUAAACUGGGGGACUUUGGUUCUGCUUCGAUCGUGGCUCCUGCCAACUCCUUCGUAGGGACUCCCUACUGGAUGGCUCCAGAGGUGAUCUUGGCGAUGGAUGAGGGGCAGUAUGACGGCAAGGUGGACGUCUGGUCACUGGGCAUCACCUCGAUAGAGCUGGCGGAGAGGAAGCCCCCACUGUUUAAUAUGAAUGCUAUGAGUGCCUUAUAUCACAUCGCUCAGAAUGAAAGCCCCAUUCUUCAGUCCAAUCACUGGUCUGAUUCCUUCCGAAACUUUGUUGACUCUUGCCUACAGAAGAUUCCCCAGGACCGGCCUACCUCGGAUGUGCUGCUGAAUCAUCGGUUCUUGUGCCGUGAGCGUCCGCUGACGGUGAUCAUGGAUCUGAUCGCACGAACCAAGGAUGCAGUGCGAGAGCUAGACAACCUGCAAUACCGCAAGAUGAAGAAGAUUCUCUUCCAAGAGACGCAGCAGAACGGCCCCGUGUCUGAGGGAGGGGAGGAUGAGGAGGAGGUGGAACAGUACCUGUUGCGAACAGGCACAGUUAACAGCAUGGAGAGCUCCCAGUCAGUGCCCAGCAUGUCCAUCUCAGCCAGUUCUCAGAGCAGCUCAGUCAACAGUCUGGCAGAUGCCUCUGAUGACAGCAGCAGUGAGAUGGCCAUGAUGCAGGAGGGCGAGCACACCGUCACCUCCAACAGCUCCAUCAUCCACCGACCCACGGGUCAGGAUAACAUCUAUGAUGACCCCUACCAGCCAGAGAUGGACCAACCCCAGGCUCCCUCAGCUGGACGUCGUCGAGCCUACUACCGCAACCGUGACCACUUUGCUACCAUCCGAACUGCUUCUUUGGUAACCCGUCAGAUUCAGGAACAUGAGCAGGGCUCGGCACUGCGAGAGCAGAUGUCUGGCUACACGAUGAGGCGGCAGCACCAGAAGCAGCUGAUGGGGCUAGAGAACAAGCUGAAGGCGGAGAUGGAUGAACAUCAGCUGAAGCUGGACAAAGAGCUGGAGAACCAGAGGAACAGCUUCUCCACUGAAGCCGACAAGCUGGCAAAGAAGCACCAGGCCAUCCUAGAGAAAGAGACAAAAGCAGCUCUGACAGAAGAGAAGAAGUUCCAGCAGCACAUACUGGGCCAGCAGAAGAAAGAAUUGACCAGUUCUGAGUCACAGAAACGGCAGUCUCAGCGAAAGGAUCAGUUGAAAGAGGAGCUGAAUGAGAACCAGUCGACUCCGAAGCGGGAGAAGCAGGAGUGGUUGAUCCGUCAGAAGGAGUGUCUGCAGCAGAUGCAGGCGGAGGAGGAGGCUAGCCUGCUCCGGAGGCAGAGGCAGUACUACGAGCUGCAGUGUCGCCAGUAUAAGAGGAAGAUGCUGCUGGCUCGCCACAACCUGGAGCAGGACCUGCUUAGAGAGGACCUGAACAAGAAGCAGACCCAGAAGGAUCUGGAGUGCGCCAUGCUGCUGCGGCACCACGAGUCCACCCAGGAGCUGGAGUUCAGGCAGCUGGGCUCAGUGCAACGGACCCGGGCUGACCUGAUCCGGACACAACACCAGACUGAGCUCACGAACCAGAUGGAGUACAACAAGCGUCGGGAGCAAGAACUUCGUCAGAAACACGCCAUGGAGGUCCGGCAGCAGCCCAAGAGCCUCAAGUCCAAAGAGCUGCAGAUCAAGCGUCAGUUCCAGGAGACGUGUAAGAUCCAGACUCGUCAGUACAAAGCCCUGAGGAACCACCUGCUAGAGAGCACUCCCAAAUCCGACCACAAGGCCGUCCUCAAACGCAUCAAAGAGGAGCAAACACGUAAGCUGGCCAUCCUGGCCGAGCAGUACGACCACUCCAUCAACGACAUGCUGUCCACACAGGCUCUGCGCCUAGAUGAGACCCAGGAGGCAGAGUACCAGGUGUUGAGGAUGCAACUGCAGCAGGAGCUGGAGCUACUCAACGCCUACCAGAGCAAGAUCAAGAUCCACACAGACACUCAGCACGAGCGGGAGGUGAAGGACCUGGAGCAGAGGGUGUCCAUCCGCCGGGCGCUACUGGAGCAAAGGAUCGAGGAGGAGAUGCUCUCCCUGCAGAAUGAACGUUCGGAGCGAAUCCGGACUUUGCUCGAGCGUCAGGCUCAUGAGAUCGAGGCCUUUGACUCAGAGAGCAUGCGUCUCGGAUUCAGCAACAUGGCACUGAGCGGCAUCCCGGCCGAGGCCUUCAACCAGGGCUACCCGACCCCCAGUCCCUCCUCGGGCUCCAGUGGGUGGCCCUCCCGUCCCGUCCCCCGCUCAGGGAGCCACUGGAGCCACAGCGUGCAGAACUCGGUGUCGACUCCAUCCUGGCGCAGUCAGAACCACAGCGGGGGAAGCUUCAGCCGCGCAGAGUCCAUCACCUCUUCCCAUGGCCUCGGCAGGGACAGUGAGCUGCACAAGAGCAGCAGGGGCCACUCCUCUUCCUCCUCCUCCUCCUCCUCCCACUCCUCCCACCAUCAUCACCAGCAGCACUACCUCCCUCAGCAUUACCAGCACCAUCAGAGCACGCCACAGCUCUACCGGGACAGCCACGACAGCAGGGAGCGCGAGCGGGCCAGGGAGUGGGUGGGAGGAGGGGGUCACUACCCCCAUCACUCCCAGGUCCACCACCACCACCUCUCCACCCACGCUUCCUCUCAGUCCUUGGCUCUCCUGCCUCCCCCACCACCACCUCCUCCUCCCAUCUCUUCCUCUCCUCCCUCCUCAGCCUCUUCAUCGUCAUCGUCACAGGGAGGCUACGGGGGCGGGGGCCUGAGCAUCAGGGGCCCCAGUUUGAUGGCCCUCAGAAACAGCCCCCAGCCUCUGAGGAGGACGGCCUCUGGAGGGCCGGGGGGUGGCGGGGGGAGCGACGGAGGGCUCAGCCGGAGCACAUCGGUCACUUCUCACAUUUCUAACGGCUCUCACCUCUCUUACUCAUGAAACCGCCCGAUUUCUCCUCUCUGAUCUGAUCUGAGAUCUGUCAUUUUUCUUCUGUAAAGAAACCAACAGAAGUAGAACAAAACCUAUCAGAGAGAGAGAGAACAAAUUUUAAGAGGCUUCAUAGAGCCGGAGCAAAGUAAAUCAGUCAUAAAACAACAACAAAAAAAAAACCAAAUAACCCCACUUUUAAGUGUAAAUUUUAGUAUCUCCUUUCUCACAGUGUGUAUAAAUGUUCAUGAUACACAAGAAAAGAAAGAGAGGAAGCCCUUUUUUUUGAGUCACUACAGAGAAAUAUACGAGUAUUAAGACCCAGAGCAUCACUGUUAACCUCUUCCACACAUUAAAGAGUUGCACAGGAACAGUGAUGAGACUAAACAACGACAUGUCCACAUGUGAAAAAUGAGCCAUGUGCUGCAAAAUGAGCAAGUCGAACUGUAAAAUCUGACAAAAAACAAAAUGACUUGAGUCCAUUUGUUCAUUUUGUGGCACAUUGAAUCUGUUGCACAGUAAUGACAGUUUAACUGCAGGAGACUAGUGUCGCCUGUUGGACCAGUUUGAGAUUCAGGUUUGAGACCUUCAGAGUCUGACAGCAGGUUUAAAGUUGAGCUGGUGAGCGGGUUUAAAUUCUGGUUUUCAGCGACAGUUGUGGAGCUUCCACUCGGCUAGCGGUGCUUUAAAAACCACUGUAACUAUGUAAAUAACGGUAAAUUGUAAACCCAGUUUUUUGAUUUGUAAGUGUUUCAUAUGUUCAGCGGGGCGGGGGUCAACUAAGGGAAGAUUUCUUGAAAACACAUUUCUUUGAUUUAUAGUGAUAAAUAAGAUUCUGUAUAUGACAAUUAAAGAAACACUGCCAUCUCUUUGUUGGGCUGACCCAAGACAACUCUACCACUGCCCUUUAAGUCUUCUUAAAGAAACAGUCUGACAUUUUUGAAGCAAGCUUGUUUGCUGUAUCAAUUAGGAGUCAGAGGACGAGAUAAUUAGAUGUUAAUCAGUUUAAUCUCUGGGUGUUCAGUACAGACAUUUAGCUUUAGCAGGAGGGAACUGUUAACCUCCCAACAAC
Molecule: messenger RNA, 4975 nt
Organism: Epinephelus fuscoguttatus (brown-marbled grouper)
Lineage: Eukaryota; Metazoa; Chordata; Actinopteri; Perciformes; Serranidae
Gene: taok2a
Product: TAO kinase 2a
Biological process (GO): protein phosphorylation
Molecular function (GO): protein kinase activity; ATP binding
Source: RefSeq, a predicted model, not a curated record